This is a messenger RNA of Anthostomella pinea, 1059 nucleotides long. The record is from the annotation of a GenBank genome assembly. Lineage: Eukaryota; Fungi; Ascomycota; Sordariomycetes; Xylariales; Xylariaceae.
AUGUGUACCCAGAUCUUCCUCCGCUUCCACCGCUGCCCGUGCCAGCUGCGCUACCACCUGGACGAGUGCGAGCACGGCCGCUCGAGCGCGCGCUGCGUGCACGUCGCGACGGCCCUCAAGUGGACGCACCGCGACUACUGCCACUUCCACAUGAAGACGCGGCGCGCGGCGCUGCGCCGCGAGCGCACCAAGGAGCGCGACUACCAGGAGGCGCGGGCCGCGUUUUUUCGGGACGAGUACCAUCUCUACUGCUCCGAUUCUGGAGUCGAGUGGGGCGGUGAUGUUGGAGAUGUAGCAGGAGUAGGAGUAGGAGGUGGAGAUGUAGCUGGAGCUGGUGUUGGAGCUGCGGCAGAGGAGUUGAGCUUUAUCUGGAAAGACCUGCAAGAACUCGAGGGCGGCACCGGCGCCAACAUCUUCGCCGAUGACAACUUGAUCAUCUUCAACCAAUCCACAGACCAGUCCACCACCCAGCCGCAGCAACAGCAGCUACCCGAGCACCCCAACCCCAACCCCAACCGCAGCCACCCAACCCAAGAUCAAGAGCAAGACUGGACCUACAACCCCAGCACCGUCUUCGAAGAAUUCGACAACACCAUAACCGCCGCCAACUUCCCGCCCCACGCCUCCGCCUCGGCGCUCCUCUCGCACUUCUCGCACCUAGACGAGCAACACAGCUACCCGCCGCCGGACAAGCAGUACCGCAGUGGCUCCUCGUCCCCCGUGCAAAUGCCGUCCUCCCGCCUGCGGCCGUCGCAGCUGCGCGACCUGACGCAGGCACUAACCUUUGACACCGCGCCUUCUGACUUACAGUAUCGUCAGUGGAAGGAGCCGUCAUCGUCUUCGCCGCUGCCCUCGCGGCUGGAUUUCCGUUCGCACGUGCAGGGCACGGAGCAGCCGGUGACAGUGACGAAGAAUGGAAUAGAGAACGAGAAGAAGCGGGAGAGUAAGGAGAAGAUGAUGGAGAGGGAGAGGAGUGCGUACUACCAGCACCAGAAGCAGCUGUGGAAGGCGCGCCCGCUGAUGACGGCCGCGGCGGCGGAUCUGGGGAUCUUUGAUUGA